This is a messenger RNA of Phoenix dactylifera (date palm), 1051 nucleotides long. RefSeq lists its product as uncharacterized. Gene Ontology annotation, biological process: vacuolar protein processing. NCBI's taxonomy places the organism in Eukaryota, Viridiplantae, Streptophyta, Magnoliopsida, Arecales, Arecaceae. Gene Ontology annotation, cellular component: intracellular membrane-bounded organelle. The record is from RefSeq and is a predicted model, not a curated record.
CCUAUAAAGCAUACAGCAUCUGCGAUUCACGGUGCCCACGGAAAUCCGAAGGCGGAAUAGAAGCCAGAGGAGGAAAUCACGACGGUGAGAAAGGGGGAGGCCGGGAGAGGUUGGGAUCGUUAGGGUUUGAGGGGAGGGGGAGGGGAAGGGGAAGAGGAAGGCAUGGCGAACCAGGGAGCCAAGAAGAGGAAGGAGGAGAACAGGAAGCACAUGGCCAUGCUCCUUCGCGUCAUCAUCGCCUCCAACGUUAUAUAUGUCUUGGUGAGAAUGCUUAUAUUUUAUUCAACUUUCACUUGGAAGCAUUGGGUUGGUCUACUCAUAACAUCAGUUGCCUAUGGAGUUUCAUAUCAACAACUUGCUAAUAUGGCAAAGCCAACAUACUCUAAUGAUGGUGAACUCCUAGAUGGUGGGUAUGACAUGACCACUGGUGGAGUCUGUGGAUAUCUGCAUGAUGUGAUCUACAUAACAAGUUUUGUACAACUGACGUCCAUUAUCUCUGGUAAAUUUUGGUGGACUUAUUUAGUGAUACCUGCAUUUGGUGCAUACAAGGUUUCUGGUUUAUUAAAAGGAAUUUUUGGAGGUUCGGAGGUGGGUGUGGAGGAUGAGAAGAGCCGGAAGAAAAGGGAAAAGAUGGAGAAGAAGGCUUCCAGAAGCAAAAUUAUUAGAACAAGGAAUAGGUGAUAUCAUUUAUGGAAUAGGACCUUGUUUGGUUAAGUUUAUGCAGAAGGAAAACUUCCAAGGUCCCUAAAGGCUUAUGAAAGUCGGGUAGGGUUCCCCUGAAGAUGAGAUGAUAUGUGAGCUGUUUAUACUUCUUGUAAACCAUAAAAUCAUCAUCCAUUAGUGCUGAGAUCAAGCUAGCAGGGUGUAGUUUCUUUAUUGAAGUGAUGCGACUGUUUGAGACUUCAAUUAUUUAAUCGCUUUCAUCUUCUUAAUGGAGUUUGGAAAGAUUAUUAAUGCCUGUAUUAGCAUCAAAUUCUUAUACCUUGGUAGAGAAUGUACUGGUAUAAUAUUGGGUCUCAAGCAAUCUUGGUUGGAAUAGAUGCCUCUUGAA